GAGAUGGAAGAAGGGCUGUUGUGCAGAGAGGAGAGAGGAGAGAGAAGGGACGGUGGGGAUUUAAGAUGGGGUGUGGUGAUGGAGGAGGUGAAAAAGCAGGGCCUUUUAGCUGGGCCCAUGAUUGUAGUUUUAGUGUUCCAAAAUCUACAGCAGGAGAUCUCUUUGAUGAUGGUGGGCCACUUUGGUGAGCUUGCUCUCUCCAGCGCUGCCAUAGCUACUUCACUCUCUAGUGUCAUUGGUUUCAGCGUCAUGAUGGGAAUGGCAAGUGCAUUGGAAACUCUGUGCGGGCAAGCUUACGGAGCCCAGCAAUAUCAAAAGCUUGGAAUUCACACUCAAAGGGCUGUACUUGCCCUGCUUUUGGUCGCUCUACCGCUCUCUCUUUUAUGGGCUUUCAUGGGAAAGAUCCUAAUUUUCAUUGGCCAAGAUCUUCUAAUCUCAUUCGAAGCAGGGAAGUAUGUAAUGUGGAUGAUCCCCGCACUAUUCGCUUACGCAGUUCUUCAAGCGCUAAUAAUAUUCUUUCAAUCUCAGAGCUUGAUUCUUCCAAUGCUCCUAACCUCUUUGGCAACUCUAUGUUUUCAUAUUCCUGUCUUGGUAUAUAAUAUCGGGUUGGGAAAUGUCGGGGCCGCAUUGGCCAUCAGUAUAUCGUAUUGGUUGAAUGUGGUCAUCCUUGGAUUGUACGUGAAGUACUCUCCAUCUUGUGAAAAGACCCGCGCCCCACUCUCGAAAGAAGUGUUUCGAGGCCUUGAUGAGUUCUUCCGGGUCGCAAUUCCAUCUGCAUUGAUGAUAUGUCUUGAGUGGUGGUCAUUUGAACUGCUUAUCUUGUUGUCUGGGCUUCUACCCAAUCCAAAGCUAGAAACUUCAGCUCUUUCAAUAUGCCUCACCACCAUCUCGUUGCUCUACACGAUUCCGUAUGGGCUCGGUGCUGCUGCCAGCACUCGAGUUUCGAAUGAAUUAGGAGCUGGAAAACCACAGGCGGCCCGCUUAGCUGUGUGUGUUGUGAUGUGUGUGGCAGUCGUGGCGACUGCAAUUGUGGCCACGGCCCUUUUCUGUAUCCGCUACGUUCUUGGUUAUGCUUUCAGCAACGAGAAGGAAGUCAUAGAUUAUGUUAGGAGAAUGGUGCCUUUGAUUUGCCUGUCAGUCAUCACAGAUAGCCUACAAGGGGUCCUCUCAGGUGUUGCUCGAGGGUGUGGAUGGCAGCAUCUAGGUGCCUAUGUAAACCUUGGAGCAUUCUAUCUUGUUGGAAUUCCAGUUGCUAGCAUCUUGGGUUUUGUCUUGCAUUUGAAAGGAUGGGGCCUAUGGAUUGGGAUAGUGAGCGGAUCGGCUUUACAGUCGGUGCUUCUCUCUCUCAUUACAGGCUUUACAAAUUGGCAACAACAGGCAGACAAGACGAGGGCGCGAGUGUUUGCAAAGAGUUUGUUGAUAGACGAUGGAUUACGAAAGUAAGCUUUCUCGGCUAUGAAUCUUUUUAAGGAAUUCGAUGCAGCCUUUCUUGGCUCUAAAUCUUAUGUAAUGGGAUUAGCUUAUUUGUUUUAAUUUAUAUGUUUACCUCAAAUUUGAGUUUGUGGGUAGGCAAUGUGGAAAUAUAUAAUGAGGUUUUGUGUGUCGGUGCAUGUGCCCGUGUGUAUUCGUGAUGAUGCAAAUCGAUGCGCAUGUGAUAUUAAGGAAAUUUUGAUGUAUUUGGCAGAUUUUUUUACCCUUUUAAUUAGACUUCUAAAACUAAUAGAUUCAUCGAUGAUAUUUUCCACUC
Molecule: messenger RNA, 1747 nt
Organism: Magnolia sinica
Lineage: Eukaryota; Viridiplantae; Streptophyta; Magnoliopsida; Magnoliales; Magnoliaceae
Product: protein DETOXIFICATION 12-like
Exons: 7
Coding region: 4-1443 (479 amino acids)
Biological process (GO): xenobiotic detoxification by transmembrane export across the plasma membrane
Cellular component (GO): membrane
Molecular function (GO): xenobiotic transmembrane transporter activity; antiporter activity
Source: RefSeq, a predicted model, not a curated record